This is a messenger RNA of Babesia microti strain RI, 1173 nucleotides long. Its product is annotated as V-type H+-transporting ATPase subunit AC39. The record is from RefSeq and is a predicted model, not a curated record. NCBI's taxonomy places the organism in Eukaryota, Apicomplexa, Aconoidasida, Piroplasmida, Babesiidae. Gene Ontology annotation, cellular component: proton-transporting V-type ATPase, V0 domain; vacuolar proton-transporting V-type ATPase complex. The transcript has 10 exons. Bases 1 to 1173 code for a protein of 390 amino acids. Gene Ontology annotation, molecular function: proton-transporting ATPase activity, rotational mechanism. Gene Ontology annotation, biological process: proton transmembrane transport; vacuolar acidification; vacuolar transport.
AUGGAGCUAUCCUAUUUCAAUUUUAAACACGGGUAUUUAGAGGCAGUUGUUAGAGGAUAUAGGUCGGCAUUUCUCAAGCCCAAUGAUUAUAGGCGGAUGAAGGCUGCAGAAACUCUAGAAGAUAUGUUUUAUUUGCGGGCAAUCCUUGAGUCCACUGAUUACGCCGAUUUGCUCAUAGACGAACCAUCUCCAAUCAUUUCCGAUGUAAUUGUUAGGAAAUGUAAGGAAAAGUUUGCUUCUGAUUUCAAUUAUUUGCGGCAGGAAGCGGAUGAACCUUUGUCCACCUUUCUCGAUUUUGUAUCGCGGGAAAAAAUUAUAGACAAUGUCCUAGCGUUACUACAAGGUGCUAUAAACAAUACAGACCCCGAGGAAUUGCUCAGUAGAAUUGACCCAAUUGGUUGGUUUCCAGGGAUUAGUGCAUUAGUGACACUAGAUGUCACUUCCUCAUCUACUGAUCUACACAGAAUUCUACUCUGCGAUACACCUAUAGGGGCCUAUGUUGAAAAGUAUUUACCUGAGGUAUCAGACUCUGACAUGGAUCAAUCUACUGUUAUUAAUAUUGCUAAUAUUGAAGUGAUGAGGUGCCACCUUAAGCGUUAUUGGAUUGAGGACUUCUACGCAUUUUGUGAUAAAUUAGGGGGUACUACUGCUGAAGUAAUGGGACACUUGUUGAAGACUGAGGCAGAUUUCAGAACAAUAUUACUCACAUUCAACUCUGUUAGCCUAAACCAUAAUAACAUGGUGAAUCAGGUCUUCAAAGAUCGUAACAAGUUGUACGCUUCUAUAGGAUAUUUAUACCCUCAAGGCAUAGAACGUAUGCGUAAAGCUUGGAAUGAGACAUCUUUUCACGAAGCAAUUGCUCCUUAUGCUGAAUAUGCGAGACUUUAUGAGCAGUGCCGUCACACCUAUUCACAGGGAGUAUCUUCCAAUUCUUCACGGAUGUAUGAUUCUGGAAUGAAAUCUUUGGAAGAUUUUCUUUAUGCAAACUGCGUUAAACAGUGUGAAUUGGCAUUUGAUAUGCAACUGCAUUUUGGGGUUUUUUACUCUUGGGUGAAGUUGAAGGAGCAGGAGAUUAGGAAUAUUGCCUGGAUCGCAGAUAUGAUUCUUUUGAGGCGACAGGAUCAAAUUUCUAGGAUCUUGCCCAUCUUCUCUGAUACUCAACAUGCCAAAUGA